ACUGUGGAGCUGGGAUGUGAUUUAGCCGUCUAAGGAUUAGCAUUAGCACGGUGCCUCAGUGCGACUUUUAAGGCGUACCGGAGACGCGGUGCGACUGGAGUACAUUCUUCCUCAGCGGCACAUAAACACACCGAAAUUCACCGACAUCAAGCUAUGGCCCACAACUAAUGCAGAGUGUGCUUGAGAUGGCAGAGGGGAUUCAUGUUGGCGAAAUGCCCUCGUAUGAACUAGUCUCAAGUGCUGAAGCAAUAAAGAGGCCAUAUUCAUCUGAUGGAAGUGAGGAACCCAUGAGGAAGAUGCCUGUGUCCAAAUUUGGCCCGAGACCACGAUUCGAACCAGUUCACUUUGUCAGUGGUAGCAGCAGCAGCACCAGUGGAUUAGGGCGUGCUGAUGAAAAAGAAAAUGAGAGAGAACGUAGGAGUGGGGAGGGAAAUAGCCUAAGGCAAAGGGAGCCAGACCAGCCACACAGUAGUAGCCAUGGUUAUGGCCCUCCUCCCUCCUCAUCAUAUGGUUUUGACUCUUGGGCUGAGCGUAGAAGUAAGGACAUGUCUUUCAGCAACAAGAGCGGUUUUGGUUAUGGCAGCAGAGGACCCACCUCUAACUUCAUGGGAAAAAUGCAGCAGGAAUACACAGCAAGAUAUGAAGCACACAGUGCAAGACAGACAAACUCACCUCCUCAGUCAGGCCGAUUUGAUAGCUAUGGAGGGGGAAGGUCUGGACGCUGGGAUUCUGGAAGGCAUGGCUUGGGCUUUGGGCACAAAGAUAGACCAUCAUCUAGCCAAGGUUUGACUAGAUCCUAUGACAGCCCAUGCCGAGCCAGUCCAGGCCUACUCCCUACCCCGAAUAUGCCAACCCCAGUUCCUCCAGCUACCCUGGAUGAGAAACAACGGUUAGUUAUCAGGGUUGUGUCUGCAGUAGCAGUCACACUCCGAGACCCUGCAUUCGUGGGCGGACCUGAUGGUCCAAAUUACAAUUUCAUUCUCAGUCGCAGCAUUCAGGCUUGUAAAACUAACCCUGAGUACAUUUAUGUCAAUUUAAAAGAUAUUCCUCCCUCUGACCUGCCUAAGAACAAGAAAGUACCACCUGAGGGUUAUGCAUGCGAGCUAAGAUGUUCAGGAGUGUACCUCGCAACUGGCUACUCUGGAAGCAAGAAUGGUGCCAGAGACCGAGCAUCAGAGCAGGCUGUGAAACUUUUUAUUAAACCAGUGGAGGUCCGUGUAGUACAACGUCUAUAUAAGCGCAAUUAUGUCAAUGACUUGGUAGUGUGUCAGUUAAAUGCACCCACCCCAGCCUUAGUUCCACCCCUACGCAACCCAGAGGACAGCCCACCACCCAGUACCAAGGGUCAGUAUGUGCCUGAUAAAAGCAAACACUGGACAGAGUUUGUCAUAAUGGAAAAUGCCCAUGAUGCCAUUUGCAUCCUUAACAAUUCUGCUGCAUAUAAUCGGAUGAAAAUAGACUAUUCUUUUGAUCCAGUACCUAAUAGCAGUGCAUGGGUGUGUAGUGUUUAUUUGCAAGGUGAACUUUUGGCUCAAGCCAGAGGAACAAAGAAGAGCUCUAAACAUUCUGCAGCUGAGGAGGCUGUAAAAAAGCUACGAAUGAACCAGGCAGUUCGCCAACAACAGGAACAACAGGAUCAAUUCCAACAGCAGCAGUUCUCUCAAGCAAACCCUAAUCCUGAUCAGCCUGUUGCAAGUUUCAGCCAAUAUGGGCCACGCAAGAAACAGCUCAGCGAACUGGUUAUUCUAGAAAACUCUGAUAAUGCCAUUUGCAUCAUUAACGAUACUGCACAGUUCAACAAGGUGGCGGCAGACUACAAAUUUACAGUGCUACAGGACCAUCGCUGGAGGUGUGAGGUCUAUAUUGAGGGCCAGUUUGUUGCCGAAGGCAUUGGUCCCAAAAAGACUGUUAAACAUAUUGCAGCUGUGGAGGCUAUUGCCACACUAAAACGUACACAAGCAGUAGUGAAGUCAAACCUUAGAAAGGAGGGCAAUGUAGAUGCCAUUUCUCGAAAUCAAAUCUUGGCUCGUUCUGGUGAAGAAGCCACACGGCAGGAAAUAAAGGAGGACAAUAUUGGUAACCAGUUGCUUCGCAAGAUGGGCUGGACAGGUGGUGGUUUGGGUCGAGAGGGAGAAGGCAUAGCUGAACCAAUCAUGGUUAAGGAACAGUUUACUAGGGAAGGACUUGGCAUGGACAUGGAAAAACAUGGUCAUCUGACAAAGCGUGAUAUUGAGGAAAUCAUACGCACAUAUGCUUGUUCAGAGCGCCAGGAUGACCUGCGAUUCUCCACUGAGCUAAAUAAUGAGGAGCGUAAGCAGAUUCACCAGGUCUCCCAAAAAUACGGGCUGCGGAGCAAAUCUUAUGGCCAGGGAAGGCACCGCUUCCUUGUGGUUAGCCGGAGAGUGCAAAAGGAUCAACUGAUUGGUCAACUGCUGCAAGAGGGACAGGUGGGACGAUACGAGCUGGUAAAACCUCAGGCCUAUGAAUGACUGGACCCUAUAGAACCCUAUCUGGGACUUGGGACAGAGUAGAGCAGAUGUACUUAUGUUUAUUGGUUCAAAAACAGAUUAAAAUGUAUUUUUCAAUAAGUGUGUCCACUAACAUCAGUCACUAUUUAUGGCAAUUCCCUCCCCCAUCCCCAUGCCAUAGAUUUGAGGAUUAUAACUAAUUUGAGCAAAGCACCGUGUUGUCCACAAGCUACUUACUAAGAUUAGUACUAUCUUGUAUUGUCAUUUUUACAGACAUUAACGUUGGUAGUGAAUUCUAUAGCAGCAUGUGCUAUCAAACAUUCCAUUUUCAUGAAUUUUUCAUGGACAGCAGAUCCUGUUCCUGUGCUGGACCAUUUAAAAUGCUUUAAAAAAAAAAUAACUAACAGCUCAUGGAAAAUCACUGUUUCAACAUUUGUCAUAUUACAGUCAGGUAAUUGUUAGUGGUAUUGUAAAGACCUAAUGUAUCACUGAAAUGUAGUUAUCUAAGCCACUUUCCCUAGACAAAUGCCUGAGCAGCAGCUGUGCUUUGCUCACAAUUUUUUGUGAGAUCUCAUGUCUGCUUGUUGUAUAUUAAAGAACUUAAUCUGGUCAGUA
Messenger RNA from Tachysurus vachellii, 3083 nucleotides. RefSeq names its product NFKB repressing factor (gene nkrf). The record is from RefSeq and is a predicted model, not a curated record. Gene Ontology annotation, cellular component: nucleolus; nucleoplasm. The coding region runs from base 168 to 2489 and encodes 773 amino acids. The transcript has 3 exons. Gene Ontology annotation, molecular function: nucleic acid binding. NCBI's taxonomy places the organism in Eukaryota, Metazoa, Chordata, Actinopteri, Siluriformes, Bagridae.